CCCCGCCGCCUGGCUCCGCUGCGCUCGGGGCAGGUAGAGCUGGGCUCCGGGCGCGCGCGGGGGCCGCAGCAGCUGCCACCCCACCCCAGCUCGCCGGGGCUCUGCGCAGAGCCUUGCGCUCCCAUGGCCGGCUCCGAGCAGCAGCGGCCGCGCCGGCGGGACGACGGCGAUUCGGCGGCGGCGGCGCCCCUACAGGACGCGGAGCUGGCCCUGGCGGGCAUCAACAUGCUGCUUAAUAACGGCUUUAGGGAGUCGGACCAGCUUUUCAAACAAUACAGGUGA
This is a messenger RNA of Rhinolophus ferrumequinum (greater horseshoe bat), 282 nucleotides long. Its product is annotated as tetratricopeptide repeat protein 39C-like. Bases 124 to 282 code for a protein of 52 amino acids. The record is from RefSeq and is a predicted model, not a curated record. Lineage: Eukaryota; Metazoa; Chordata; Mammalia; Chiroptera; Rhinolophidae. The transcript has a single exon.